This is a messenger RNA of Lacerta agilis (Sand lizard), 1012 nucleotides long. RefSeq names its product endonuclease V (gene ENDOV). NCBI's taxonomy places the organism in Eukaryota, Metazoa, Chordata, Lepidosauria, Squamata, Lacertidae. Gene Ontology annotation, molecular function: single-stranded RNA binding; RNA endonuclease activity producing 5'-phosphomonoesters, hydrolytic mechanism. The coding region runs from base 39 to 860 and encodes 273 amino acids. Gene Ontology annotation, biological process: DNA repair. Gene Ontology annotation, cellular component: nucleolus; cytoplasm. The record is from RefSeq and is a predicted model, not a curated record. The transcript has 9 exons.
GCAACCCAGGAAGUAGUAAGGCGGGAGGUCCGGCUGGAAUGGCGGGCAGGGCAGAAUCCGAGGUGCGGGUGGCGGAGGAGACGUUGCGCGCCUGGGAACGUGACCAAGCACAGCUGAAGGCAGAUUUAAUUGAUCAGGACACCCAGGAGUGGCAAAGCACCCCCUCCUUUGCUGGACUGGAGAGAGUUGGAGGAGUGGAUCUGUCUUACAUCAAAGGAGAUGACACAAGAGCCUGUGCUUCACUGGUGGUGCUCAGCUACCCAGAACUUGAGGUCCUGUAUGAAGACUGUUGCAUGGUAGCUGUGAAUGCCCCAUAUGUGGCAGGUUUCCUGGCCUUCAGAGAAGUCCCUUUUCUUGUGGAGGCCGUGCAGCGGCUAGAGCGAAAAGAGCCUGGUCUCAGGCCCCAGGUCCUUCUCGUAGAUGGAAAUGGCAUUCUCCACCACAGAGGCUUCGGCAUUGCCUGCCAUCUCGGUGUGCUCACAGGCCUCCCCUGCAUUGGUGUAGCCAAAAACCUCCUGCAGGUUGAUGGUCUGACCAACGACGAGCUGCACAAGGAACAGAUCCAAGACCUUCAGGCAGGAGGAGACACAUUCCCCCUAUUGAGUACUUCAGGGAAAAUCUUGGGUAUGGCUUUGCGCAGCUACGCCAAGAGCACCAAACCCGUGUACGUCUCUGUGGGCCACAAGAUGAGCCUUCUGUCCGCUGUGCAGUUAGUGCACUCCUGCUGCAGGUAUCGGGUUCCUGAGCCCAUCCGGCAGGCCGACAUAAGAUCCAGAGAGUACAUCCGGAAACAUUUGGAAGCCGUCUCUGCAUCACCUCAGCCAGAGAGGAUGAGUGAAGAUGCAGACUCUGAACAUUAAUGAAGCAUUGAGGACGUUCUUCAAAACCUCUUUCUCUAGGACAAGUGACAGAACAACCUCCCAGCUGCCUUGCGACUCCUGCUGACUUCCCUGUGCAGACGUUCAGCAGAAGGAACAACGGAGCUUCAGUGCCCUGAUCCCCCAGUCAUACA